CCGAUCUGACGUGGCAGCUUCUUCUAAAGGAAAGCCAAGGCAGAGGCAGCCAAGGAGCCACCGAUCCCAUCGUCCAGGGCCCCGAGGAGCGGGAUGAUGGGCCCUUCUCCUCUCUGGAGGCUGGCGCUGCUGCUCCUGUGGGGCUCCGUGCCCCUGGGCGCCUUCCAGAUCGACUGGCACCGCCUGGAAGGGCUGGCCCGAGGGAAAGUCGAGAGCUGCCGAGGAUGACGACUGAACCGCCUGAGAGAGGUGAAGGCCUUUAUCAUGGAAGACCUCCCUCUUUAUCACAACCUUGUCAUGAAGCAUCUGCCUGGAUCGGACCCUGAACUCGUUCUGCUCAGCUUCCAGUACAAAGAACUGGAGAGAAUUCCCCUCAGUGACAUGACCCGGGAAGAGAUCAACCAGCUGGUGCAAGAGUUGGGAUUCUACCGCAAAGAGACGCCCGAUUCACCCGUGCCCAAAGAGUUCCAGCUUGCCCCUGCCAGGCCCCUGCCAGGCUCUGAGGCAACCAAGACCCAACGUGGGGCAGAGGGGAAAGGGGCUGCAGGUGAAGAACUGUAGGUCUGGAUGCUGUCAAACACCUCAGGGGUUGUGUGGAUGUGGUUGUGUGUGAAUUGGCAAGAGAGGAGGGAGUGCAAAAUGUGGACAGGUCAGUAAAGUGGCACAGGAUCUGAUGCAUUCUAUGCAGGACUAGGUCUAUGCCAUGGGAGGAAAGAAGGGCAAAGAAUGUGGCACAGGCGAGACUCACCUCCUUGGUGGAAAAAACAAGUUUCUGGUCUGCAUGGUUGCAAGGAUAUAUUUGAAAGUGUCUGGGUGAUGCUUGCUUAUGUUUGAUGAUGUUCAACUCUUACAUGAGCAGAAAGAGCGGAUGCGUGACAUUCGUCACAGGGAUAUGACUGACAUUGCUUGCAGAAUCCCCCUUUUCCCCCACAGCUGUGCUCCGUGCCCAAGGGACAGGAUGAAGCCCUCGGCUGAAAGCUCUUGGUGCCAAGGGUGGAUAGACAGUGUCCCAUCAGGCUCAGGAGCAUGGCAUGCUGGGAAACACAAUCAGGUUCCCCACAUUGUACCCCCCUCCCCCACAAAAGUCAAGAAGUAAAGUCUUUUUCUUUUUUCA
This is a messenger RNA of Sceloporus undulatus (fence lizard), 1114 nucleotides long. RefSeq names its product selenoprotein M (gene SELENOM). The transcript has 5 exons. Lineage: Eukaryota; Metazoa; Chordata; Lepidosauria; Squamata; Phrynosomatidae. Gene Ontology annotation, molecular function: oxidoreductase activity. Gene Ontology annotation, cellular component: endoplasmic reticulum lumen. The record is from RefSeq and is a predicted model, not a curated record.